Mercurialis annua (annual mercury) is the source of this 1300-nucleotide messenger RNA. RefSeq lists its product as uncharacterized. Lineage: Eukaryota; Viridiplantae; Streptophyta; Magnoliopsida; Malpighiales; Euphorbiaceae. The transcript is spliced from 3 exons. The record is from RefSeq and is a predicted model, not a curated record. Bases 53 to 1003 code for a protein of 316 amino acids.
AAGCGUAUUAUACAAUCGCAACUCGUAAUGAGAAACCACAGUUACAAAAAAAAUGGAGGAAACAUUACACAAAGAAGCAAUGGAAAGCAUAACACAGAGGCUAUCAACGGUCGAAAGUCUCUACUUCCCUCGCGCCCUUCAAUCCAACGUCUCUAAUUCCUCCCACCGCAAGUCUCUCCUUCUCGACCUUCUCUCCCGAGACGCCGCCGUUUUCCUCGAGAGAUACGGGGAGAAUUUAACAAGUGAGGAGCUUGAAAAGUUCGAUAAUUUAAAGAGUGAUUAUGAAGUGAACUGGCAUUUAAAGAAUUUAAGAAGUAAGAUUAGUCCCAGUGAUGAGGAAUUGAAGAUGAGGUCAGUGAAGGUGAAGAAUAGGAGAUUGGCUUAUUUGAAUCAGUUGAUUAGUGAUGGGAGUUAUUUUUCGGAGGAUUCGAUGAGGGAAAGAGAGCCGUAUUUGCAUCAUGAGUUUGUCGGGAAGUUUCAGGAUCGGAGUUGUAGGGUUAUGGCUAGGCCGGGGGAGCGGUGGUCCGAGACUUUGAUGAGGAGGUCUGAGGAAGCUGUGUUGGUUUCCAAGAUUAGAGCUGAACAGAUUAGGUUGGGUGUUGAUGAGAGGGAGUGGAUUGGGAAUGAAAUGAAUCGGCCAGAAGAGGAAGAAGAGGAAGAGGAGGAGGACGACGAAGAAGAGAAUGGAGUAGCUAAGGACGCUCAUGGCAGUCAUGCCAAUGAGAUGCUUGAUGCUACAAAUGUCGCCCCACCAAGCAGCGAUCAGCAUGGCAAGGAGACAACUAUUUCACUAGAAGAGAAAGAAGAUCUGAUGAAUCAGUUUACCUACAUUAUGCACCAAAAGUUUCUUGCUGGGGAAGAUAAUCAGCACUUAGACUACUCAAAAAUUGACGACAACGAGACCUUGGAUGAUCACUGGCUUAGGGAAGCCAAUGAGGAUGCCGAGGAUAAGUAUUUCGCUGAAGAUGAUGAAGAAUCUGGCGAUCAGGCUCAGAUGCAUUGACUAUACUACUAAGUGCUAAUCUUUUUAACCAUAUGUACACUUUGUAAAGACUUGCUUAUAGUACCACAGGUUUCUUGUCUUUGGAGUAUUUGAGGAUCAGUGCUACUAUCCUCACAGCAUCAAACCACUUUGCAGCUAUUCAAAUAUUGGAUGAAAAUCCCCCCAGUUUAGAGAUGAUCUCCGUCUCAUUAGUUAAAGCUGCGAUCAGGUGUGCAUUAUGGCUCUCGACCUUAUCUCUCGCAACGAACACAUUGUACAAUUUCACCUUCACAAUGCUCCAUAUGUUGGUUUAUUUCA